Molecule: messenger RNA, 845 nt
Organism: Phoenix dactylifera (date palm)
Lineage: Eukaryota; Viridiplantae; Streptophyta; Magnoliopsida; Arecales; Arecaceae
Product: NADH dehydrogenase [ubiquinone] 1 alpha subcomplex subunit 13-B
Cellular component (GO): respiratory chain complex I
Source: RefSeq, a predicted model, not a curated record
AGACCACGUGGCGAGAAAUAAACCAUCUCAAUUUGCUCCGCGGGGCACCGUAACGAGCGUUCGCCGCAGAAACAAAGGAGGCCUCAUCUUCUCUCCCCCAAUCCAGGUCCCCUCAUCGCCAGUCUUCGAAGCGGUCGAGUCGAAUCGGACUGAACCGGACCGGAAAGAAGGGGUGGGAAUCACCGGUCAACGAUGACGGAGGCGAUGAUUCGGAAGAAGCCGGGGAUGGUGAGCGUGAAGGAGAUGCCGGUGCUCCAGGAUGGGCCGCCGCCGGGGGGUUUCCCGCCGGUGAGGUACGCGCGGCGGAUCCCCAACAAGGGCCCCAGCGCUGUUGCCAUCUUCCUCACCGCUUUCGGUGCCUUCUCCUGGGGCAUGUACCAGGUCGGCAAGGGCAACAAGAUCCGUCGUGCGCUCAAGGAAGAGAAAUAUGCUGCUCGCGCAGCAAUACUUCCCAUGCUUCAAGCAGAAGAAGAUGAAAGAUUUGUGAAAGAAUGGAAGAAAUAUCUGGAAGAGGAGGCCAGAAUUAUGAAGGAUGUGCCUGGGUGGAAGGUUGGCGAGAGUGUCUACCACUCCGGGCGAUGGGUGCCGCCGGCAACUGGUGAGCUCCGACCAGAUGUGUGGUGAGAGGGUGCGGUUCAUACUCUCGGUUUCAGCUGGAUCAUCUGAAUUUGAGUUCCCUGGUCGUCCAAUUUGGCUGGAAACUCGGACUUUAUCCAUCAUGUCUGCAACUGAAAUUUCUCGUCCGUGCAUUGUAAACCCUUCUACUGAUUCAUCUUGCUUGGACAGAUGGAAGGGUUCGUUCAGUUAAUAAUACCAUAACUCGCAAUAACUUUUAAUUUUGUGUU